AUGAUCGGUGUAAUCGUUGCGUGCAUUUUAAUAUUAACUCUGUUUGUAUAUUUUUACAAAAAUGCAUAUAAAAGACCAAAUAACUUCCCUCCAGGACCCCCAAGUUUGCCAAUUUACGGCGCCUACUGGAUAAUUCUAGCUACCGAAUUCAACAAUUUAAGCACUGCCUUUCGUAAGAUUGGUUACAAAUAUAAGACUAAACUAGUUGGUUUAUAUUUGGGCUCUUUUCCUACGAUAGUAUUGAAUGACUCCGAUUUGAUAAAAGAGAUGCUGAAUCGUGAGGAAUUCGAUGGUCGCAUGGACAUUAUAGUGGGCAGAUUGCGAGCAUAUUGGAAGAAAUUGGGUAUUUUCUUCACCGACAGCUACUUUUGGUACAUUCAGAGGCGCUAUUCACUGCGGCAUUUCAGGGACUUUGGGUUCGGCAGGCGAGAUCAAACCUUGGAGGCAGUACUUGAAAGUGAAGUUAAAGCGAUGAUAGACAUGCGGAUUAAUGGACCGAUGUACCCGGCCGAGAAUGAGUUGGUUCAAGGCGAGCUUAUAUAUCUACCCCACUAUUUUGCCGUGCCAUUCAUAAAUGGGAUGUUGCACGUGAUUAGCCGAAUGACAUUACCGAGAUCCGACUACCACAUCCUUUGGGAGGUGGCUCGUAAGAGUCUAGGUUUCCAACGGAGCUCUGACGACGUAGGUAGAGCACUUACACUCACACCGUGGCUGAAAAAUAUUAUCCCCAAGUGGAGUGGAUACCAUGGGUUAAAAACUAACAAUCAGUACUUGGUCGAGUUCUUCUCAAACAUUAUCAACAAAGAGUUGGAAAGUUACGACGAAUCAUAUCAGCGCCAUUUUCUUGAUAUUUACAUUAAAAAGAUGAAAGAGGAAUUUGGUCAGAAUAUGCGAUCUACAUAUUCUGUGGACCAGCUGAUACUGAUCUGCAUCGAUUACAUGUUCCCUGCGGCGUCAGCGGUAGAGACUGUCCUGACAUUGCUGGUAGAACGUCUCCUGUUGCAACCAGAAAUACAGGACAAGAUACACGAGGAGAUAGACCGUGUUGUUGGUAAUGGUCGUCUGCCCAACCUUGACGAUCGAAAAAACAUGCCGUACACAGAAGCCUGUUUACGGGAGAUGAUGCGGUACGAAUCCAUUGUGCCGCUGGGAGUACCUCACCGAGCUAUCGUCGAUACCACCAUUGGGGGUUACCAUGUCCCAGAGAAUACCAUGGUUGCUGCCAACUUUACAAUGCUGCAUAUGGACAAGAAGAUAUGGGGAGACCCCGAGAACUUUCGCCCUGAGAGAUUCAUCGUUGAUGAUCAUUUAAGUGUUGCCAGUGACAGGUCUUUACCAUUCGGCGCAGGACGACGGCUGUGCGCUGGCGAGACGUACGCGCGUCAGGCGAUGUUCCAGGUGUUCGCCGCAUUCAUGCAGGCGUUCAGAGUGUCGACCGCGGGGGGCCGCCCGCUACAAGUCCCCGCGCAACGCCUGCAGGGCAUCAUCACCACUAUACCUGAGUACUGGGUUCGAGUCACGCCUAGAGUUAUAUAGUAAGAAUAUUAGAAAUAUUUAAUAAGGUUCCAAUUGAACCAGUAAACGGUAUAUUUACUUAGUAACGAAGAUAGAAUAUCUUGUAUACGAUUAAUGAAAUCGAAUUAAACAAUCCGUAAGUAUAUUUACUGUCUUUAAUAUACAUUAUAUUACUUAAGUGUAUAGUAUUUUAUGCAUAUAUGAUUAACAAUGAAUGUAUUUGAUAAUUUUGUACAAAAAAGUAUUUACGUAAAAUUAUUAGUUAUUUAGUGCCUAUAACACAAGCUAUGCUUAGCUUGGGACUAGAUGGCGCUGUGCGAAUAAUUUAUAUCAAAAUAUUAUUCUUAUUUGUAUCAAUGUUAA
This is a messenger RNA of Achroia grisella, 1878 nucleotides long. RefSeq names its product probable cytochrome P450 304a1. Gene Ontology annotation, molecular function: heme binding; iron ion binding; monooxygenase activity. Lineage: Eukaryota; Metazoa; Arthropoda; Insecta; Lepidoptera; Pyralidae. The record is from RefSeq and is a predicted model, not a curated record. The coding region runs from base 1 to 1536 and encodes 511 amino acids. The transcript has 9 exons.